AUGGGCCGCAUGCGGCAACUUCCUAUAUCCCUACAUUGCUGCGCAAAACUCACGGCAGCGGCAGUUACUGUUUCGUGUAUCCUUGGCUUCACAUGCUGGGCUUCAACCGAAGCCUCGGAGAGCACAAGGCCUCCCUCGUUUCUACAAAUGGCACAGGCCUCAAGGAUUGCAGGACGACAUGAGCAACAAAAGGCACGAAGCAAACAUCCGAGCUCUCUGCUUGCCUGCCCUGCAGAGCUUCAACGCAGAAACCCGGAUUGCAGAGUCGUCAAAGUGCGGGGCAACUUCCGCGUCGGUAACAAGUCCAUCAGGCCGACCGUGCUGCACUCCACAAUGGUUUGGACCGCAGUGGAUGCAUCCUUGCUGACAGACCACGAUAGCAUUGUCGGCUGGAAGCCGGCUAUGGAGGACGUCAAAUCCCGCUGCCCUGGUGAAACCAAGCAGGUCAGCUUAGUGCACCACAUCAAUAUCUAUGCCUACGACGCCAAGACUCCACUGACAGACGGGCGAACCUAUGUCGUGGGCGAGCGCGGUGGGCCCGUAGAUGAGACCUCCUUUCGGAUGCUGGCUUCGCAUGACAAAGAAGCUGGCGACUACGUCUUGCCAUUUGGCUAUGGCAUUCCUUUAGGAAAGCAGGCCCUGAUGGAGCGGCAUGUAUUGUUCCCAAAAUGUUGGGACUUUCAAGAGGAUGUGGUGGAAUCCAGCGGCAUGGAUCUGUAUGUAGUGUCCUCACGCUCCAUGAAACCAGCUGCCUUGGUAGGAGCUCUGAACUUCAACAUGGACGUUCAGCCGAAGCAGGGACCGGUGGAGUGGAUCACUCGCAUGUCCGUGGAAAAGCUGAGAGGUUUCGUUUCGAAAAAUGGCAAUGAAUGGCCCGAGAUUCUUGCGGUGCACCUGCACACACACGAUGUGGCGCAAGUGAAAUACUUCGAGAUCUUGAACAAUGAUGGUUCGGUUGCCUUCCAAUCGCAAAAAGAGAAGGCUGGCUAUGGCUUGAAGGAACAAUCCUUUGCCAAUUUGCCUGAGAUUGGCUGGCCGCGUCUACAACUGCGUGCGGGGCAGCAGUUGCUCCAGCACUGCAUGUUUAACUCCGACAAGCUGGACGCCCAUGUGGAGUACGGCCUAGACUGGGGGCAGGAGAUGUGUGCUCCCUUGCUUGUUGUUGGUGGCUCUGGUGUGCGACCGAUGCCGAGCCUGCUGAGCUCAAUGGAUGGUUAUCUAUCCCGCAUGCACGGCAUGUGGGCGGAUGUUGUCGACGACAUAAAGCGUCUGCUCUCUGAACAUUGA
Molecule: messenger RNA, 1287 nt
Organism: Symbiodinium pilosum
Lineage: Eukaryota; Dinophyceae; Suessiales; Symbiodiniaceae
Source: the annotation of a GenBank genome assembly